Molecule: messenger RNA, 927 nt
Organism: Aegilops tauschii subsp. strangulata
Lineage: Eukaryota; Viridiplantae; Streptophyta; Magnoliopsida; Poales; Poaceae
Product: 2-hydroxy-palmitic acid dioxygenase MPO1
Biological process (GO): sphingoid catabolic process
Cellular component (GO): endoplasmic reticulum
Source: RefSeq, a predicted model, not a curated record
AACGAGGGUUCACACGAGAACCCAUUUGAGAAACCCAGUCGUGCAUGCACUUUCGGCCUCACCAUUGCUGGUGUGGUGUGUCCUUGCAUGCCUUGGUUUACUUUGAGCUACUACUAGCUUGGAGAGGUGGUCGUCCAUGGAGGCCAAGAGGCGGCGGCGCGGCGUGCUGGACCUGGAGGCGCAGUUCGCCUUCUUCCGGUCGCAGCACCGCCACCCGGUGAACGCCGCCGCGCACGCGCUGCUCGCCGGGCCCAUCCUCUUCACCAACCUCCUUAUCCUCCACUUCCUGCCGCUGCCAGUGCCACUCGACCCGGCGCUCGCCCUCGCCCUCGCCUACGCCGCCUCCUACCUCGCCGUCGACCGUCGCGCCGGGGCCCUCGCGGCGCUCCUCUUCCUCGGCGCCUGGACCGCCAGCCGCGCCCUCGCCGCCCGCCUCGGCUUCGCGCUCUCCUGGAAGCUCGUGCUGGCCACGCAGCUCUUCUGCUGGACCUGGCAGCUCCUCGGCCAUGGACUCUUCGAGAAGAGAGGGCCGACAGUGAGAGAACUUCCCGAGGUGUUCCUCGUGGAGCCAUUCCUCAUCCUACUUCAGAUACUCAACAAACUGUUUGGCUAUGAGCCGUACCCUGGAUUCGGCAAGAACGUGGAUAAGAAGAUGGAGGAGCUCAAGGAGAGGAAGAUCAACUGACCGGACAUGUUCCGGUUGAUUCUAUAAAAGUAGCUAGCAAACUAUAUAUGCCUACCAUUUGUGCUGUUUGUGCAUGUUAUCUUAGAUAUUGUGCUAUCGAACUUUAUGAACACACGAUGAUGUUGUGGUAUUGAUGCCUCGUGUGCCAGUCGCCGGGAAGGAGAUGCAUCCAGAUUUUAGUCGCUGAAAUGUUUCUCAUGUAUACAAAAAUAUACAAUGUGUAUGAGAAAGCAUACCAUGUA